GAAGGACGUUGACGGUGAAUCACAAAGACUCCGGUUCUCUGCAGGUUCGUGUGCCCGGUACCGUGAUGACCCCCGAUGAGACCGACGUGGAGUUGCAGCCUGCCCCGGGCCCAGGCGGACCCGGUCCAGGCGGACUCCCCUCCCGUCCAGGACUCUCCUGCGGCUCCGGAUGCUGAUGCGACGGAGGCCGAUGUGAGCGAGGCGGACCUGGACCAGGAGGAGCAGGAGAAGCAGCCGAUGACCGGAGGGGCGGAGCGGGAUGCCGAGGUUCCGUCUGCCGGGGAGGAGGCGGAGAAGAACGGAGCCGUGAAGCUCAAGAUCCCCGACGAAGAACCGGAGGAGUUGAAGUUUAGACUGAACAAAGAGGAGCUGCUGAGGGUGGCGGGAACCCCGGGCUGGGUCCGGACCCGCUGGGCCCUGCUGGUGGUCUUCUGGCUGGGCUGGUUGGGGAUGCGGGGGGCAGUCCUCAUCAUCCUGCAGGCGCCCCGCUGCAGAGACCUGCCCACCACCAGCUGGUGGAACGAUGGACCUCUGUACCAGAUCGGAGACGUCCGGUUCUUCAGCGACGCCCAGAACCUCAAGGGCGUGGAGCAGAACCUCGGCCGUCUGUCGGAGCUGAAGGUCAAAGGUUUGAUCGUCGGUCCGAUCCACGUCGCUCCUCCAGACGACGCCGUCGCUCUGAGGUUCGAGGAAAUCUCAGCCGACGCCGGAAACCUGGAGCAAUUUAAGAGUUUAGUGACAGCAGCUCACAGGAAAGACAUUUCCGUGGUUCUGGAUCUGACUCCUAACUACCGGGGAACGUCUGGACCGUGGUUCUCCAGCGUCAGUGUGACCAACGUGGCUGAAAGGCUGAAGUCUGCUCUGGUGUUCUGGAUGAACCAAGGCAUCGACGGCGUCCAGCUGUCUGGAGUCCAGAGGGUUUCCUCCGUGGUUCCGUCUCUGUGGACCGACAUCCGAGCCAUCGUCCAGAACGGAACCGAGGAACAUCCGGGGAACAGAGAGAAACGAACUGCUGCGGGCGUCUCUGAUCUCUCGUCUCCUGAAGGCGUUUCUUCUCUCCUCUCGUCCUCCGGCGUCGACCUCCUCGUCUCCAGAGUCCUCGGCUCGGGAUCCUCCGUGGACGCCGCUGAGCGCGCUCAGUCGGUGCAGCGUCUGUACUCGGAGCACAGCCAGCAGAGGCUGUCCUGGAGCCUGGGGGGCCGGACCGAGGGCCACAUGGCCUCUGUGGGGGGUCCAGACCUGGUCCUGGUCCACCAGCUGCUGCUGCUCACGCUACCGGGAACGCCGGUGUUCAACUACGGAGACGAGAUCGGACUGACGGACGAGGGCACCAAGUUUCCCAGGAUGCUCUGGGACUCUGACAAGGAGGAGCUCAACGGGACGCUGCAGGAGCAGCGUGCUGAGCGACUGUCCCGUCGCAGGUUUUUCUGCAGCCUCUCCCUGCGUUCUAAGGAGCGUUCUCUGCAGUUCGGUGACUUCCUGCUCGUCUCCAACUCGUCGUCGUCUCUGGCCUACCUGAGGGUCUGGGAUCAGAGCAAACGCUUCCUGGUCGCCUUCAACUUCUCCCCAGACGAGUCGGCGUCGCUGCAGCUGAGCGGCGCCUCGCUGCCUCGCUGGGCCAACGUUGUCCUGGCAACCAACAGCAGCUUCCUGCCGACCGACGCCAGCGUGGACCUCAGAGAUCUACGACUCGGCCCCCAGCAGGCCGCCAUCCUCAGCUUUCCCUACAGCGGAUAGAGGAGCUGGAAGAUUAGAGCCUCGUUCAGACAGAAAAACACCGAGAGGAGAUUUAACUCAGUGGGCGGGUGGUACAAUUAUUUUAAUCGGUUAGAGGGACUCAAACUUAAUGAGGAAAUCAUUAAUUAACCUCCAGAAAACACAGUUCAGAACUCCAUUUAGAAUCCAGUUCUAGUUGUUCUUACCUCCAUGUUCCACUGAAAUCAGGCGCUGAUAAUAAAGAAUUCAGCAGAUUUUAUUGUGACUUUGUGCUAAAUUCCAGCAGAACAAAAAAUAAUCACUGACUAGGAGAGAAAGACUCGUGUCUGAACGGAGCUUUAGUCGGUUUUUCUGUCUGAUUCAUGUUUGCUGGUGUUUUUGUCUGUUUGUGGUGAAUUUAAAUCUUAUCAUGUGUCAACGCACUUCAAUGAAAACACAAGAAAAAUAAAAACAAAUCAACGUUAAA
This is a messenger RNA of Acanthochromis polyacanthus (spiny chromis), 2182 nucleotides long. RefSeq names its product 4F2 cell-surface antigen heavy chain-like. Gene Ontology annotation, biological process: amino acid transport; carbohydrate metabolic process. NCBI's taxonomy places the organism in Eukaryota, Metazoa, Chordata, Actinopteri, Pomacentridae. The record is from RefSeq and is a predicted model, not a curated record.